Pisolithus orientalis is the source of this 2035-nucleotide messenger RNA. RefSeq names its product long-chain-fatty-acid-CoA ligase. Bases 9 to 2009 code for a protein of 666 amino acids. Gene Ontology annotation, molecular function: long-chain fatty acid-CoA ligase activity. NCBI's taxonomy places the organism in Eukaryota, Fungi, Basidiomycota, Agaricomycetes, Boletales, Pisolithaceae. The transcript is spliced from 14 exons. Gene Ontology annotation, cellular component: endoplasmic reticulum; membrane. The record is from RefSeq and is a predicted model, not a curated record. Gene Ontology annotation, biological process: long-chain fatty acid metabolic process.
AGGGAGCUAUGCCAAUCACAUACACACCAUUACCAGACAACGUCGACUAUGGCAAACAGUCAGUGGCCGUUCCUGGCACCAAGCAGCCAGGACAAACCCCUGUCUACGGUUUGCUUGAUCCCGACGCUCCGAACUAUCCGAAGACGCUCCAAGACAUCUUCAACAAUGGCUAUUCCUUCAAUCCAGAUGCAAACCUCCUUGGUCAUCGACCGGUCAUUUCCAAGUCUCCGCUCAAGUUCGGUCCCUACGUAUGGCAGACCUAUCGUGAAGUCGAUGUCAGAAGACGUCGGAUUGGCAGCGAACUCAAGGCAACAGACAUGGAGACAGUUGGUAUAUGGUCACAAAAUCGACCGGAGUGGCAGUUAGUCGAGCUUGCACUACAUGCUUAUGGAAAAGUAGGCGUCGGUUUGUAUGAUACUUUGGGACGGGGAUCAGUAGGUAAGACCAUCAAUCAUGCGCAACUUUCUAUCAUAUUCACUACCCCGGACCACAUAGCAACUUUACUCAAACUAGCCGCAACCAUCCCAAGUGUCAAGGUCAUCGUGUCCUUUGACCCACUAGGGGAUGACGUCAAACGCUUGCUCUCCUCCUGGGGGGAAACCUUUGACAUUCGGAUAACAGAACUAAGGGAAAUCGAGACGUAUGGCGAGGAAAAUCUCAUUGAACCCCUUCCGGUGUCUCCUGAUCAGGUCGCUUCUUUGUGCUACACCUCGGGAACAACAAACUUGCCAAAAGGAGCAAUCAUCACCCACAUGAAUCUCGCGAGCGCGGCGUAUGCUAACACCUUUGGUGCCGGCUUUCCUCAGGGUUGCUGUCGCAUCUCAUACAUGCCAUUGGCGCAUAUUUAUGAACGAAUUUGCGAACUGACGGGGAUCCUCGCGGGCGGAUGUAUUGGAUACUUCACCGGCGACCCCUUGCGCUUAAUGGAUGACACCCGAGCCUUGAAACCUCACUUUUUCCCAUCAGUACCACGAGUCCUGAAUAGAGUAUACCAAGCUGCCGUAUCCGUUGGUAAUGUACCGGGUGUGAGGGGCGAUAUUUUUCGAACAGCGUUACAGACGAAACUAGAUCAACUUCACAAGACUGGAGUAAACACCCAUUUGAUAUGGGAUGCAUUGGUGUUUCGCAAGAUUCGAGCUGUACUUGGAGGCAAUAUUCUGCUGAUGGUCACAGGCUCGGCUCCCAUCAGUGGCGAAGUGGUUGAUUUUCUCAAGAUCGCUUUCGGUUGUGACGUUGCAGAAGAGAAUUGUGGAGUCUGUACGCGCACGUUGCGGGGAGACCCAACUGGUGGAGGGAUGAUCGGACCACCUCAGCCAGUUCUCGAGAUCAAGCUCGUUGACAUUCCAGCAAUGAACUACUUAUCUAGCGAUAAGCCGAACCCGCGUGGAGAGUUAUGUGUCCGCGGCCCGAACUGCUUCAUGGGAUAUUAUAAAGAUGAGAAGACUACCCAGGAGACACUGAGGGACGGCUGGAUACACACCGGGGAUGUCGCAGAAGUUGAUAGUUCCGGACGCUUCAAGAUCAUCGAUCGAGUGAAGAACAUCAUGAAAUUGGCGCAAGGCGAGUACGUAGCGCUCGAGAAGGUUGAGAAUGCGUAUGCUGCUUGUCCUAUUGUCCAACAAAUCUACGUCCAUGGGGAUUCUUUACAGCCGUACUUGAUCGCUGUCGUCGUCCCUGAUCCCUCGGUUUUGGCACCAUUGGCAUCCGCCGUUCUCAGCAAGAAGGUGGAACCUAGUGAUAUUCCUGCGCUUACUGAAGCGGUGAAGAAUCCCCGAGUUGUGCAGGAAGUGCUGAGCUUGCUAAACACAGAAGCAAGGAGGAGUGGGCUUGCUGGAUUUGAGUUUAUUAAGCGCAUCCAUGUCACCAUGGACCCCUUCACCAUCGAAGAAAAUACGUUGACGCCCACUCUAAAGUUAAGGCGCAGAGAUGCUUACGCUAAGUUUAAGAAGGAAUUGGAUGUUCUUUAUGCUCUUGGGGAGCCAGCCAAUAAUGCGUCGUCCAAACUGUAAUGAGCGCAGUUGGAGUGCGGGUACAC